AUGCAUGCAGUGUUUCUGACCCCGCAGCUGCAGCAGCAAUGGCCCCUUUCUCCUGCUGCUGCUGCUGCUGCUGCUGCUGCUCCUGCAGCAGCAGCAGGGCCAGCAACAUCAGCAGCAGCAGCAGCAGCCCGGGGAGCAGCAGCUGCACUAAAGGGCGCUUUGAGUUCGUGUUCUCCUUUAGCAGCAGCAGCAGCAGCAGAAGCAGCAGCAGCAGCAGCAGCAACAGCAGCAGCAGCAGCAGGAGACAGGCCCCCUCUGCCGCCGCACUUGCUGCUGCAGCGCGGGUCCCUCGUAUUAACCCCUGGGUUUGCUGCUGCUCCCCUGUUCCUGCUGCACUGCGUGGAGCCCAAUGCUGUGCUGCCGCAGCAGCAGCUGCUGCAGCAGCUGCUGCAGCUCAUAGCCUGCGACGCGGCUCAAUCGAAGCAGCACAAAAAACAGCAGCAGCAGCAGCAGCAGCAGCUGCAGCAGCAGCUGCAGCAGCAGCAGCAGCAGCAGCAGCAAGAGAGACAACAGAAAGCCCCUUAUCUUCAUAUACUAGAACUAUGUUAUAUGCAUGCGUUUGAUGCUGCUGCUGCUUUGGGGCUGCAGACGCUCGCGGUGCCGCUGCUGGCGACGGGGGCGGGGGGGUAUCCUCUGCAUGCAGCAGCAUACUGUGCUGCUGCUGCAGCACAUCGUUGGCAGCUGCAGCAGCUGCAGCAGCAGCAGCUGCAGCAGCAGCAGCAGCAGCAGCAGCAGCAGCAGAAGAGGCUGAAAAUUGUUUUUUGUACGCCAGAGAGAAAUGAAUGGAGGGCACUAGAAAUUAAUAUAAGGAGACGCAUGCAGCUCUUCACAGCAGCAUAA
Eimeria mitis is the source of this 840-nucleotide messenger RNA. RefSeq lists its product as uncharacterized. The record is from RefSeq and is a predicted model, not a curated record. Lineage: Eukaryota; Apicomplexa; Conoidasida; Eucoccidiorida; Eimeriidae. The transcript has a single exon. Bases 1 to 840 code for a protein of 279 amino acids.